AUGCCUGUUUUUAGUGAAAUUAAUAUUGAAAAAAUUGAAUGGAAAAAUAUUCAACAUUGUUGUACUUUUGUUGAAGAUGAUAUGAUUAGUCAAGAUGGUUUAUAUAAUGAUUUUAAUCAUAUAAAAUCCAAAUAUAUUGUAUUGAGAGAAAAAUACGAUGGAAUUACCAAGCAAGUUCAAUCAUUUAUUUUAUCAAAUUUAGGUACAUCCAAACGAGCUGAAGCUCCGCUUCAUGAUGAAGACAGUGCACAUGAUGAUGAUGGAUGUAACGCUACAAAUGAUUCCGAUUCUGGUUCUAAUGAUGAUGAUGAACGUAAUGCUAAAUAUCAUAAAGAACAAAAAGAGAAUCUAUGGAUCAGAAGUGAUUAUUUAUGGACCUAUUUACUUGAUGAUGAAAGAGUACCUAAUUUACAAAAAUUAGUUAAAUUUGUAUUUUCUAUUCCUGUUUCCAAUGGAUAUUGUGAAACAGUUUUUAGUCACAUGAAAUAUUUAUGGAACCAUAAUCGGAAUAGAAUGAAACAGAAUUUGGUUGGAGCUGAAAGAGCAACUUGCUCAUGGCCUGGGCAUUGUGCUGGUGAUCCAUGUACAACUGAGAACGAUUGUGAUGGAUCUAUGAUCUGCAUAACUGGAAAAUGUGGCACACCUGGCGGUACAGGAUGCACUCAACCGUGUACAUGGAUAGGACAUUGUUGUGGAGACUCAUGUCAAACUGAAAAUGACUGUGAUGGAUCAUUAGUUUGUGUUAACGGAAAAUGUAGUGCUGGGUCUUUUGGUGAUACUACUGUUCGUCCUACUGUCCGUACUACUGCUGUUACUUCAGAUGGCUCUUCUGGAACCUGUUCACCUUCAGGUGUAUUGCGAGGCACAAACACUAAUUGCAACACAGAAAAUAUGUCCGAGUGCUGUCAAGCAGGAAAAACGUAUGAUCAAUAUCGAUGCUCUCCUAGCUCAACUAGCUCAGCUAUACUCACGUUGAACAGUUUUCAAGAAGGUGGUGAUGGUGGUGGGGCAGGUGCAUGCUUUGGACGUUUUUAUCCUGAUACACAGCGUGUUGUCGCCUUGUCAACAGGAUGGUACAAUGGGGGAUCGCGAUGUGGGAAAACCAUUACCAUUAAUGGCAAUGGUAGAACGACAACAGCAGUAGUCGUUGAUGAGUGCGACUCCGUAAAUGGAUGUGAUGCAGAACAUGCGGGACAACCUCCGUGUCGUUACAAUAUUGUUGAUGGAUCUCCAGCUGUCUGGGCUGCACUAGGUGUACCAGAGAGCGAUCGUGGAGAGAUGAACAUUUCAUGGAGUGACUAA
This is a messenger RNA of Rotaria sp. Silwood1, 1302 nucleotides long. The record is from the annotation of a GenBank genome assembly. NCBI's taxonomy places the organism in Eukaryota, Metazoa, Rotifera, Eurotatoria, Philodinida, Philodinidae.